ACAGAUGUCUGUGGGAGGAACACUGAUGACGAAUAUUUAAUGGCAAAUGAAAAUCCUUUGGAAAGAGAUGACAGUGAUGACAAUGACGACGAAGGAGGACAUAAUUUCCGUCGGCGAUCUGAUUAUCAGUUAGCUGACGACGCACAAAGUGAUCACAAUCGCAUUUCUACACUUAUGAUCAAACCCGAACCCUACGAUGGAAAAGAAAGUUGGGAGGAAUACUUUUCUCACUUUCAAGACUGCGCUGAACUUAGCCACUGGGAAGACAGGACUAAACUUCUUUUCUUAGCCGCUAGCUUACGUGGACAAGCCAGGACUUUCUACAUGAGCCUAACACUUGAGGAAAGACGCACGUUUAAAAUUCUUGUUCAGCGUAUGGACCAGAGAUUUGGUAGUUCAAAGCACAAAAAUAGGUGGCUUUCAAAACUGGAAAUGCGUAGGCGGAUGCCUGGAGAAAAUAUUGCAGAUGUUGGAGACGAUAUACGGCAAUUAUCACAAAAAGCUUACAGUAACUUGGACAUUGACGCUCAGGAAUCACUGGCCCUGAACCACCUUUACAAAAUUAUUCCCGUUGAAAUGAAAUGCCGUUGUAUUGACAAGGAGUGUAGCACUGUUGCAGAAGCGGUAGACGUCAUUGAGAGAUACGAGUCAAUAAUGGGGGAUGGGGAUAAAAAGAAAAUAAAUGUUAGACAUGUGGAUCAAGAACAAGCAGUCAAACAGCCCACUGGAGAGCAAAAAUCAAAUAACUUAGAGGAUACAAUCAAGUCACUAAUCAAUAGAUUAGAGAAACUGGAAAGUGCACAGAGAAUGGAACCUGGGAAGGGCAAUAACUCUUGGACUUGCUUCAUCUGCAAUUCACCAGAUCAUCUCAUGAAGGACUGCCCAGACCGAUGGACAAGAGGACAACAGAUGACCCCGACCUCUAACCUGAAUAAAAGACAUGGCAGUGGAAACAUGAGAGAUAACAGAUAUCAUUAAGUCAGGAGUCGGCACAAGAGGAAUGUCUUUCUGUUGGAAAUGAACAUACUAGGAAUGGCCACACAGGGGAUAUAACUCUCUUACGGGACAAUGGAUUUUAUACAAAAGGAAACAUAUUUGACAAAAUAAUAUAUUUUCUAGGAUAGUGGAUCGACUGCAUGGAUUAUUUAGUUAAAAAUUUUACUAAACUCUCAAAGGAAACUAGCUCUAACAUACGGCCUGCAACCUCUGACAUUCAGGAUGUAAAUGGGAAUUUAAUAGAGAACAUCAGGACCAUUGUACUGGAUGUAUCUUUUGGGAAAGAAGCAUUGCCACACGAAUUUGUAAUUUGCAAAAUUUCACAAGAUAGGAUCCUUAGAAAGGACUUUCUUCUUAACUACAUCACAAAGAUAAAUUGCCAAAGGAUGGGUUUGCUGUAUUAACUUCAAAAUGAAAAGGACCUUGUAACAGGACAACUAGAUGACUUGACUUAAUUUAUAGGAUAGGUUGAUGAUAUAUCGAGGCAUCAACUUGCAACCCUGGUUCAGGAAGUUCAUACCACAAAACUAAAUGAUGUCGGACAGUAGUUUGAUGAUACCAGAUUUUUUUUGUUUUAUUAUAUUGACACAUGUCUAAGAUGGAUGUUGUCCUAGGUGGUGCACCAAACUAGGUGAAUGUGUAGAUAGUGACUGGCCAUUACUAUUAGUGCACAUUAGGACCUCAGUUGUCUAGGGCUGGGCCGGACUGCAGGUGGACCUCAGUUGUCUAGGGCUGGGCCGGACUGUAGGUGCAUGGACAUCAGUUGUUUAGGAUUAGACGGGACUGAUGGGAAACAGUUGUCUAGGGCUGGGCCGGACUGAUACUUUUGUUGAUUUCAAUCUACUACUGGAAUAAAAUUAUAAAUGGAUAAUUGAUGUCACUUCCUGAUCCUGGGAGGAAUCUACAAAAACAAUGAAGAAUAAGACCCGACUGAUUGACUGACUGAUUCCCAUAGGAACCUACCUUUAUCAACUACAUCCAAUUCUAACAAGAAUUUCCAAUCUUGUACUAGCUUAUGCACAGGGAGCUGUAAACUUUAUACAUGGGAUGGAUGGUGGAUUUUCAUGGUGGAGACGAAGAGAUGGAGAAAGAAGUAACAGAGAGAUGAAGAGAUGGAGACAGAAGUAGCAGAGAGACGAGAUGAAGAGAUGGAGAAAGAAGUAGAUGAAAUGGUAUCAGACGAGCAGGCAGAUGUGUGAGAAUUUCCGAAAGAAGCGGUUGAAUGCAGGAAGAAUAAAGAUUUCAUUGAUGAUGGAAGUAAGAAACUAGCAGAACCAGACGAUUUUGAUUAAGACUGUAAAUUCAGGAGAAUUUGACUUUUUAAG
Molecule: messenger RNA, 2321 nt
Organism: Saccostrea cuccullata (small rock oyster)
Lineage: Eukaryota; Metazoa; Mollusca; Bivalvia; Ostreida; Ostreidae
Exons: 2
Coding region: 40-978 (312 amino acids)
Molecular function (GO): nucleic acid binding; zinc ion binding
Source: RefSeq, a predicted model, not a curated record